Ornithorhynchus anatinus (platypus) is the source of this 383-nucleotide messenger RNA. RefSeq names its product histone H4. Gene Ontology annotation, biological process: nucleosome assembly. The record is from RefSeq and is a predicted model, not a curated record. Gene Ontology annotation, molecular function: DNA binding; structural constituent of chromatin; protein heterodimerization activity. The transcript has a single exon. Gene Ontology annotation, cellular component: nucleosome. Lineage: Eukaryota; Metazoa; Chordata; Mammalia; Monotremata; Ornithorhynchidae. The coding region runs from base 42 to 353 and encodes 103 amino acids.
GUUCUUUGGGUUUUGAGGGAAUAGUCUUUUAGCCUUUCAAUAUGUCUGGGCGUGGUAAAGGCGGAAAGGGACUGGGAAAAGGCGGUGCUAAGCGGCAUCGGAAAGUGCUGCGGGAUAACAUCCAGGGCAUCACCAAACCCGCUAUCCGCCGUUUGGCCCGUCGUGGAGGAGUCAAGCGCAUCUCCGGGCUGAUCUACGAGGAGACCCGCGGGGUGCUCAAGGUUUUCCUGGAGAACGUGAUCCGCGAUGCCGUCACCUAUACGGAGCACGCUAAGCGGAAAACCGUUACCGCUAUGGAUGUCGUCUACGCCCUUAAACGCCAGGGCCGUACUCUGUAUGGCUUCGGUGGCUAAACUUUUCUUUUAUUAACCCAACAAACUAAA